Molecule: messenger RNA, 1648 nt
Organism: Pseudogymnoascus destructans
Lineage: Eukaryota; Fungi; Ascomycota; Leotiomycetes; Thelebolales; Thelebolaceae
Exons: 1
Coding region: 542-1573 (343 amino acids)
Source: RefSeq, a predicted model, not a curated record
GCCUUCCUCCCUUCCCUCCCCCGGCGGCCGAUCUUAACCACGCCAUUUUACAACCAACACCUCUCUACCAUAGUACUCACGCCAGGGCAGGGCCGUCGCAGUCGCACACAAUCCCUCUCUCUUAGGCUUCCAAUAUAUAUACGUUUAGCGCCAUGUCUGCUUCUCAAUUACAUAUCGUUAUGAAUCGGCAGCUGCUCCAGCAAAAGCAUCUCGACGGACCAUGAAAGGGAAUCUCAGGAUCCUGUUAUCCGCCGUGUGCCUGUCUCUCGCAGUUGCGUCAAUUCUGAUCAGCGCGGGCUACCUGUCUGCCUCGCCCUCCUCGAUCGCGUUCGUGAGGAAAUGGGUUGAUAGGAUAUCGCCGUCGUUGACCAAGCAAGUCCCAGAUUCUACUUGUGAGUUGGAUGCAUACACGUACACGCCAUGUAAGCUGGAGCUAAUCAUGAUGGAUUGAACAGCUACCAGUGGCCUCAAUGGAGAAUCGACCCUUCGAGAGGGCAAUGCCACACUUCUUGGGGCGGCGCCAGCCUACAUACGAGCUAUCAUGGCACCCGAAGACAAGACCUUCCCUCGACUAGACUGCCCCGCUCCACAAGGCGUAAGAUACGACUGUCUCAAAGCCAACAAGGAGCAGCUCUCCUUCCGCGCCGUACGACCCAAAUACUUCUUUGCCAUCGACCUAUACCAAUGCGCCGACCUUCUCCCAACUCUGCUUGGCUCAGUCAUGGAAGUCAUGCGCUUCCUCGGCCCUGAGAACUGCGCCCUCUCCAUCAUCGAGGGCCGCUCCACCGACGGGACCUUUGAGAUCCUGAAACUGCUGUGUGCCGAUAUUGAGGGCAUGGGCGCGUCAUACUUCUUCACCUCCUCGGACCUCAACCCCACCGCCGGGGCCCGCAUCGAGCUCCUAGCCAAGCUGCGCAACAUGGCAGUGCACCCGCUGAUGUCCCAGCCCGAUAAGUACGAUCCCGCCACCACCAUCCUCCUCAACGACGUCGCCAUAUGCAGGGAAGACAUCAUGGAGCUACUGCACCAGCGCCUGCACCAGUCCGCCGACAUGGUAUGCGCCAUGGACUGGACGUAUGCAGGCGAGCACCCUACCUUCUACGACGUGUGGAUCGCGCGCGACAUGGCUGGGGAUACAUUCUUCCACAUCCCACCGGACGGGAGCUGGGACUCAGCGUGGAAUCUGUUUUGGAACAACACGGAGACGCGGGAGCGGUACUUGGAGCACCGGCCCUUCCAAGUGUUCUCGUGCUGGAACGGGGCGACGGUUUUCACGGCCAAGCCGACGGAGUGUUUCCAAGGGGAACCGGAGAUAUUCUGCAAGGAGCUGUGGAAGGCGGGGUAUGGCAAGAUUGCGGUGGUGCCGAGUGUCAACUUAGAGUACUCGAAUGAGCGGGGGAAGGAUAUCAAGGCGCUGAAGGGGUAUGCGUCGCAGUGGGUGGCCAAGGAUGGCGAUGAUCCGAAAGAUACGGCGUUAAAGAUCCAGUGGGUGAAGGAUCCGCCAAAUUUGGUCAAGUGCAUGCCGAAUUACCAGGAACAGAGGUGGGUGCCGUGGGAUGAGAGUUUGGCGUAAAAAGGGGGUUACAUAGCGGGAUAUGUGUAAGACUAUUGUAGGCACGGAACAAUAUAUAAUAAUAAUCUAUCAUCG